AUGGCGCGCGCCGUUGGCGUCGCUGUCUGCAACGUCGUCGUCCUCGCCCUCGCCGUGGCCCUGGCUGCCAAGCAGCCCAAGCACCCCGCACAGGCGGACCAGCACGCUGUCGUGCAAGCCUGGGCGGAGAAGUUGGGGAAGGAGCUGGGGGAGUUCGCUAGCUCGGUGACGCGGAUCAGGCACCUUCAUGACACUUUCAAGAAGGCGACGGUUUCGGUGCGCAACGCGACGGCGUUGCUCGACGGGGUCGUCAGGAACGUGCAGGACCUGAUGCAGAUCCGGGUGGAGCAGGUGCAGGACAUUCGCAGAGCUGCCGAGGAUAUGGGCAGGGUCCCGCUUCGUAAGCUGGCCAUCGAAGUGCGCAAACCGUACCUUGGCGUCAAGGACAAGGAGGCCGGCGAGGAGCCUACGCCGACACCGGCACCCAAAGCGAAGUCGAAGCAGAAGGUGCGAUGGUGGUCUCGGGGCUCCACCGUCCUCGUGCCGCCCACAACCACCCCGGCACCCACCCCACCGCCCACCACCCCCAAGCCCUGGCUCGUGCACGACGAGUUCUUUCCCGGAGGCAGUCUCAUCAACGACUCCCUCAGCGCGGUGCACGUCCCCGCCGACGUCAACGAUGGCACCUUCGCGCUGGACCCAGACGAGCCUGAGGAGGACCUGGACGUGUACAUGAAUUCGACGGGUGCCGACGUGCUAAGGGUCAUCAAGCUCACGAGCAGACUGGAUGACGUCUUUCUCAGCAACAAGGAGAGGGACAGGACCACCUCCUGGCAGUUCUUCGCCCACCACUCCGGCGUCAUGCGCCAGUACCCAGCCUCCAAGUGGAACACGCUCUACCACGAGGACUUCUUCGACGCGCGGCUCCGGCCCUGGUACCUGGGUGCGGCCAUGAGCCCUAAGGACGUCGUCAUCCUCCUGGACAACUCGGGCUCCAUCGGCAUGACGGAGCCGUCCAAGCUCACCAAGCUGGUGGUGCACAUGAUCUUGGACACCCUCGGCCCCGAUGAUUUCGUGAGCGUGCUUCUGUUCAACAACACCGUCUCCUCGCUCAUACCCGACCUGGACCUCACGCUCAUUCCGGCCACCUCAGCAUACGUACGCGAGCUCCAACACGCCCUGGAGGACGUGACUCCGAAAGGACCCGCAAACCUGAGCCUUGGUCUAGAGACCGCCUUCCUCCUGCUAGAAAAGUACCGGCGGCAGUCCCUGGGCGCGGCCUGCAACCAGGCGGUGAUGCUGGUGACGGACGUGGUGCCGGAGCACGAGGAGGAGCUGUUCCGGGUGCACAACCGGCCCGAGCUCGACAACCCGGGCCAGACGCACGCCCGCGUCUUCACCUUCGUCAUCAAGGAGCCGGCUCAGGGCGAGGCUCGGGAGGCGCAGUGGAUGGCGUGCGCCAACAUGGGUGAGUACUGUAUCGGCGAGGAGUCCAUCAACAUCGGCUGCUUGAAACUGUCGCACUUGCACCGGGGGGCAGUGAAGGGUCUUUCAAAUACUACGAGCAUUUCGGGGGCUACAAAUAUUAUGGGCUCCCGAAAUGACCAGGAACAUUGGUGGCACAUGAAGAUCUGGAAGUCCGGCGCGCGCGGCACCCUGCAGUACCUGCCCGUGAUGUCGCGGCCGUUGGUGCUGGCUGGCAUGCACCCGGUGCACUGGACGCACAUGUACGCCGACGUGACGGUGCCCGGGCUCACGGACGUGCUCUGGAGCGGCAUGGAGCACGUGGAGCAGCUGCACCGAGUGACGCCCUUCUGCUUCAAGCACGCCGAGCUGCACCCGCUCGCCAAGAAGCACUACCUCAACCGGCUGCCGGUUCGUAUGUGGUCUGGCUAA
Frankliniella occidentalis (western flower thrips) is the source of this 1836-nucleotide messenger RNA. Its product is annotated as voltage-dependent calcium channel subunit alpha-2/delta-1-like. Gene Ontology annotation, cellular component: voltage-gated calcium channel complex. The record is from RefSeq and is a predicted model, not a curated record. The coding region runs from base 1 to 1836 and encodes 611 amino acids. The transcript has 8 exons. NCBI's taxonomy places the organism in Eukaryota, Metazoa, Arthropoda, Insecta, Thysanoptera, Thripidae. Gene Ontology annotation, molecular function: voltage-gated calcium channel activity.